Arvicola amphibius (Eurasian water vole) is the source of this 1227-nucleotide messenger RNA. It is a transcript of the gene Sit1, whose product is annotated as signaling threshold regulating transmembrane adaptor 1. Gene Ontology annotation, biological process: signal transduction; regulation of T cell activation; T cell homeostasis. Lineage: Eukaryota; Metazoa; Chordata; Mammalia; Rodentia; Cricetidae. The record is from RefSeq and is a predicted model, not a curated record. Gene Ontology annotation, molecular function: kinase binding. Bases 212 to 745 code for a protein of 177 amino acids. The transcript is spliced from 6 exons. Gene Ontology annotation, cellular component: plasma membrane.
UGAGGAACGGAAUGGAAUGGAAUGAAUGAAUGUUCACAACAACCCAAAAGCAACUUUGCCACCGUCAGUAUUGGCGAUGCUGAGCUGUGGGGGCCAGGUUUAAGAAGACAGUGGGGUUGCGGAGGGCUGUGACAGCUCUCAGGCCAUGAGUAGGGCAGACUCGUGACUCAGGACAGCGUGAAGCCGACUCUAACACCGACCGGCGGCAGACAUGAGUAGCGGUAGCAACUGCACAGGCCACCUACUAGCAUUGGGGAUCCCCUCCAUGACGUUUGCGUGGGGACUGUGGGCCCUCUUAGGGGUUGUGACAGUGUUGCUUCUCAUUUCGCUGGCUGUACUCUUGUCCCAGUGGACCAGCCGUCGGAGCAGGAGCCAGGAGGGGCAGGGACACUCCGGAGGGUCCGUGGAAGAAAUUCCCCUGUAUGGGAACCUGCACUAUUUACAGACAGGACGGCUGUCUGAAGAGCCAAGGCCAGAAGGGCAGGACCCAUCUUCUGGAGGCCCUGCCAGGGCUACAGAGGAGGCGACGUGCUACACUAGCCUGCAGCUGCGACCUGCACAAGGUCGGAUCCCCAGCUCUGGGACCCCCAUAAAGUACUGUGAGGUGGUGCUGGACUCUGAGCCAAAGCCCCAGGCCCCGGGCCCUGAGCCGGAACUCUAUGCCUCAGUGUGCGCCCAGACACGCAGAGCCCGGGCUUCCUUCCCAGAUCAGGCCUAUGCCAACAGUCAGCCUGCACCCAGCUGAGGAGGACCUGCAACUGUGGGCAACCAUGGCUCGCUACUGGAUCAGGGACUCCCGCCACCUUGGCUAGUGCAUGCCUCCUUCCCGACUACCCCCAGGAGGUUGUGACAGUUGAUGUUACUUAGUGCCCUUGCAAGGCACGCAUCUCAGAGUAUGAAGGUUCCUGACUGCCUGAGGAUGGAGUUGCAAGACCCCACCCCCUUCCACUUAUCUUUUCUAUGUGUUCCUGUAAGCCCCCAAACUCCCUGCUUCACACUUUUUCCUCCUUCCGGGGUUUAGCCGGGUUCCCUAUCUCCCCUUCUCAGCUUAUCAGAUACCUCAUUGUCUUCUCAGACACAGGAAGUGGGCAGGGAGGAGGUGGUAAGAGCCAGAGAGGAUGUGGGUGGGUACCAUGUAUGGGAGCCCACACUGAAAGGCUUCUGGAGCCUCGGUCUUGAUAACUGGCCUGAAAACCCUGGACAGAGCAUGGUCUCCAUGCUGCUGUC